GGGAGCACUUUUUGCAGAUCGGCAGCCUUUUCUGCGUCCUGGCAGCUCUAUUGAAUAAUGCCCGAGGUCAAUGGAACAGCCAUGAAACGCUGAUAAAAUGCGGCUGGACCUGGUUCGAUGGAUUGAGAUCCACUGAGUUCCGAUGCACUACUACUAUGCGUUUUUGUCCCUCGUUGGGCUGUCUCUAUUCCACUCCGUAUCGUCUCAAUUUUCUCCUGGCUUCCCCUAUGGUUCUCAGAAGGUGCGAGGCGUCAAUCUUGGAGGUUGGCUCGUACUCGAACCAUGGAUCACGCCUAGCAUAUUCGACAACACAGGAAAUCCGAAUAUCGUCGAUGAAUGGACAUUAGGACAAUACUAUGAUCGCGCUACCGCAACAAGCGUACUACAGAACCACUGGAACACCUGGAUCACGCAGAAUGAUUUUGCAAAUAUCGCAGCUGCCGGAUUGAACCAUGUAAGGCUACCUAUCGGGUACUGGGCCUUUGAUGUUGGCCCUGGUGAGCCAUACAUACAAGGCCAGUUGCCUUACCUUCAGAACGCUGCACAAUGGGCCAGCCAAUACGGACUCAAGUUGAUCGUCGAUCUUCAUGGCGUCCCCGGAAGCCAAAACGGGUACGACAAUUCUGGACACAGAAUGUCAGCUCCUACAUGGCAGUCAAAUCAGACGAAUAUUGCCCGGACAGAUGCAAUCAUCAAGCAGAUUGCUUCGAUGUUUGCUGGUCAGCCCAAUGUCGUUCCUAUCAUUGCGCCCAUCAACGAGCCAGCUGGGUAUUACGGAUCAUCUGUUUUAACACCUUUGAGACAAUAUUACUACGAUUCUUACGGAAACAUCAGGUAUCCAUACGGCACAUCGACGCAGAGCGAUACUGUCGUUCUACUUCAUGAUGCUUUCCAGCCUCUGAGUUAUUGGAGUGGAUUUCAGACCACACCCAACUACCAGGGCGUGGCGAUGGAUACACACAUAUACCAGGUGUUUUCCAACGCGGAUGUGCAAAUGUCUUGGCAGAGCCAUAUCAAUACUGCAUGCGCUACUCAAUCUACUCUUUCCGGUUUCGACCUUUGGCUUAUGGUCGGUGAAUGGUCACCCGCCAUUACCGACUGCGCCACCUACCUCAACGGCAGGGGCGCCGGGGCCCGUUACGAUGGUUCUUAUCCCGGUUCCACUUACGUCGGAAGUUGCACAGGGCUUUCCGGAAGUGCGUCUACUUUCAGCUCGAGCUAUAAGACUUUCCUUCGUCAGUUCUGGGAAGCGCAGGUUAUCUCCUACGAGAAGUCGAACGGGUGGUUGAUGUGGACUUGGAAGACAGAGAGUGCAGACGAAUGGUCGUACUUGGCUGGAUUGCAGAACGGCUGGAUACCCUGGUCUCCUACUGACCUCCAAUACCCCACUAUUUGCGGGUAGACGCAUAUUAGUAGAAUUCUCAAUCGCUCUUUUUACAUUUUGUAUUUGCUAUCAUCCUGCAUGUUGCUCAACCGUCGUGUGUAUAUUUUUUGAAGAUCGUG
Molecule: messenger RNA, 1503 nt
Organism: Suillus clintonianus
Lineage: Eukaryota; Fungi; Basidiomycota; Agaricomycetes; Boletales; Suillaceae
Product: glycoside hydrolase family 5 protein
Exons: 7
Coding region: 143-1402 (419 amino acids)
Biological process (GO): glucan catabolic process
Cellular component (GO): extracellular region; cell surface
Molecular function (GO): beta-glucosidase activity
Source: RefSeq, a predicted model, not a curated record